This is a messenger RNA of Didymodactylos carnosus, 1353 nucleotides long. The record is from the annotation of a GenBank genome assembly. Lineage: Eukaryota; Metazoa; Rotifera; Eurotatoria; Philodinida; Philodinidae.
AUGGAAGACGAUUCUAGCGAAUUAUGUGGUCAUAAACAAGAUAAAACGUUUAAUCAGAAAGAUGGUCCACCCAUACAGGCAAUGUGUGAUAUCACUCGUGCACAUGUCGUUUCAUUUAAUUGGAUGUUAAAAGAAGGACUAAUGAAAGCAACAGCAAAGCUCGAAAUCUCGAAGCCAAAAUCGAAAAUAAUUGCUGGUGCUAGUCGAACGAAUCAUGUUGUUUUUCCAUUUGAAUGUCGUAUGGGUAAAUGUACAUAUUCCGGACAAUUGAAUGCUCGUUUGCAGGCUGAAGUUUAUGGUUCGAAUGGAAAAACUAUUGGAAAAGAUAUGUACGACAGAAAUUUGGAACCCAUACCAGUCAUGGUGCGACCGAUGGCGAUGUCUCGUGGCAAAUGGAGACAACGUGGACCUGGUUUUACCGAUAAAGGAAUACAAAUUCGUUGUUUAGCUGAUGAUCAACGAGAAAUUGAAAAUACUCUUCAUUAUUUGGAUACAGGUGCCAUCUCGUUUAUGCUUCGAAAAGAAAUGUAUUUUAUACCCGUUAUUAUGAUACUCAAAAUGUUAGCUGUAGACAAUGCCUCUGAUCGUGAAAUAUAUGGAUGUUUAAUGAGAGGAUGUGAAGGGAAUAGAGCUUCCGAAGAUCUUAUGAAAGAAGCAUAUGGCUUUAUUCAACUGUAUUUUGCUCUGUUUAGAUUUAUGAUUCGUAAACUGUUUGCAUAUGUUCGAGAUGAAUGUAAAGCAGAAGAUCAAGAUUCACCAUCGAUGCAUGAAUUACUGUUACCAGGACACGUCUAUUUAGCAUUAUUAACAUAUGUAAAGCUUCGUUCGUCGAUGGAUGCUAUUGAUAAAGAUCAAAUAGCUAAAGCAUUCGAAUUUUUUCUAGCCACAGGAAAUUUAAAUUCAAAAACAAACGUUGGACUCAGACAGACAAGUGGUUUUUCAAUCACUGCCGAACGUUUAAAUAUUUUACGUUGUAUUUCGUAUUUUCGUUCUGUUCAUCGUGGUGAUGCAUUUACUAAAGCAAAAACAACAUCAAUUGCGGAUGAUUAUCCUUCUGAUACAAAUACUGAUCUUCUACAUUCAUAUGGUAUGAUUUGUCCAGCUAAUCCAAUUGGAAAACAUUUAGUCUCACAAGAGUCGUCGUAUGAUAUAAAUGUCUCUAGACCUGGCGUACCAUCUUAUCUUGAAAUUGUUCAUAUACCAAAGACUGGCAAAUAUACUCUCUAUCCUGGUGUCUAUCUAUUUACAACACCGGCACGAAUGAUGAGACCAGUGAGAAAUUUACAAACAAAUACACGAGAAUACAUUAGCACAUUUGAACAAGUCUAUUUGGGAAUAUGUAUUACACAUUAA